AGCUGAUUGUGUUACGGAAAGAGGUGCCCUGAAAACAAGAACUGUGAACGCAAUGAGGAAAUAAGAGUUUGAAGCAUUACUCUGGUGAAAGAUGAGCAUGCAAUCAGAUCCACAAGCUUUCAAAAUCCACAUUUCUUAUGUCAGCAUUAUUUUGUAAUUCGAUCAAAAGUUCCGUAAGCACCAAUUCUUUUUUGUAGCAAGGGGAUAUAAAUUGCAGUAGUCAGAGUACAAGAUUCAGAGAUCUGCCAGAACUUCGUCCACGCUCAGGUCAGCCAUUUUUUGGGAACUACAAACUUGAAGAACCAUGAAGUCGGCCACACUGCUGUUGCUGUUGCUGCUGCUAACGACACUCUGGUGCCCCUCCAGUGCUGUGCUAGCAGGCCUCAGGAUGAUAAAGGAUCUUAGAAAGGACUUGCUGUUGAAGACCAUUACUUCAGCUUCUAUGGAAAAAGCAACUAAGAGCUGCACAAGUACCAACUCGUCUGGAUCAUACGCCAACUGUCAAUCAGGUUACUUAGCAGUAAGCUGUUCUUGUGGGAAUUCUGCGUCCUGGGAAAUUAAGAGCGAGAAGACCUGCCACUGUGCCAACCAGGACUGGACUUCUGCCCGCUGCUGCAAGAUAGGAAAGAAGUAGAGGGCACAGCCGCCAACUGACUGUUUGAGAUCAGACGUGACCCUGCCAAAUGGAUGAAUUCUGCACUCCCCCUUGAAUUUAUUCUGUUUUACUCUGCCAGGCCCUCUUGUGUACUGCAGGAAUAUAUGGAGGUGCGUUUGACAUUUUGAUUAUAAAAAUGAAAAAAUAUGAAAAAUAAAUCAAUGCAGCAUUAA
Messenger RNA from Erpetoichthys calabaricus (reedfish), 828 nucleotides. Its product is annotated as resistin-like. NCBI's taxonomy places the organism in Eukaryota, Metazoa, Chordata, Cladistia, Polypteriformes, Polypteridae. Bases 305 to 634 code for a protein of 109 amino acids. Gene Ontology annotation, cellular component: extracellular region. The transcript has 4 exons. Gene Ontology annotation, molecular function: hormone activity. The record is from RefSeq and is a predicted model, not a curated record.